Thrips palmi is the source of this 872-nucleotide messenger RNA. RefSeq lists its product as uncharacterized. Lineage: Eukaryota; Metazoa; Arthropoda; Insecta; Thysanoptera; Thripidae. The transcript has 5 exons. Bases 246 to 872 code for a protein of 208 amino acids. The record is from RefSeq and is a predicted model, not a curated record.
GCCCCACCGCGCGGCGCCUCGCUCGUUCACUCUCCCCAAUGACGCCGACUCAGAACAUUGUAUUGCUAUUCUCGCUCGCAAAUAUCGGUUAAGAUGGGGAACUAGAUCCACACCCAGCCGCACACAUUGUGUGCCAGCACACCCAACAAAAAUGGAGGCCAUCAUGGCGUUUUCACUACUUUCCACGAUCUUUGGAUCGGACCAAUCAUUUAUUUUAACACCAGCAGUGAUACAGUCCAACAAAAAUGGAAUUGGACACUGCUAUGGAGCUCAGCUUUUGGAAGGAGGAGCCCCUCUCGCCCUUCUCAGGGCUUGUUGAGGAGGAAGCUGAUAUAUGGGAGCUUUUUGGAGACGUCAAGCAAGAUGAGCAAGAAGCGCAAGAUCCGCUGGAUGUCAAGGGCAAGGCAGGAGCCUGGCUUCCUGACUCGCCCAGUGACUCAUGCGACUCUCUUUCACCAUCCACCACAUUCAGUGCACGGGCUCAACUAGCAUCACAACUUCUUGAAGAUCUCGAUGAAGUACUUAUCAAACAAGAAUCCUUCUCGGAUUGGUAUGAGUCGAAGACGGACCUGCCGAUGUUCGAGGAGCUGCCCUCGCCGACGCCGUCCCUCUGCAAGGACGACGCCCUGGCGGGGGUGGCCUCUCGCCCCUUCGCCGGCCUGUCCUUGACGCAGCCCCUGACGCACUUCGCCGCCAACGUGGUCCUGCCCGCCUUCGCGCCCGCCGCGCCCGCCGCGGUCCAUAAACCAAAGGACAAAGAACAGAACAUAAAAUUAGUAAGAUAUAACGAAUGGCACAUAACGCAGAUCAUACACAUAAUUCUAGAAUCAUUUGACUUAAAAUUAACAUCACAUAUUUUGAUAUCAAAAUAG